AUGAGUGAUCCAGCCACGUUGAUAACUCAAUUUGUCACUUUUUCAGGAGCGGAAGAUUCCGAAAAUGCUGCCAAAUAUGCCUCGUCUCUCGCAGACCUCAUCCUGACUAAUAAGCUAUCAUUCUUACAAUUCAUACAACUUCUCGGCAGCCGUAUAACCUCCAGCAUCGACGAGGACAGAACAAAGGGAAUGCGCUGUCUUGCCGCCGUUUUGCAUGAAAUCACUUCGUCUUCGUCAGCUCUUUCAAAGCAUGACAUCAAUGUGCUUGUGGACUUUCUACUAACAAAGUUUUCUGACAAACCAUGUUUUGCCGAUGUGAUAAAAGCCCUUACUAACAUAUUACACGCCAAGGCAUUCAGUCCAAGCUUGAACGACAACUUAGUGAAGAUUCUCCGGAAAGUGGUGGAUGAAUAUGAUUCUUCCGUCCAUUUGGCUCGAGGCAGGUACGAGGUAUUUGCUCUUUUGCAAACGGCUUUGACCCGAUUCCGCGACGCUAUCACCACUCGCCCCGCUCUCCAUGAUCUAUACGUGCAAGCAUUUCUUCACGUGUCUAACGGAGAAAAGGAUCCCCGUAAUCUUUUGAUAUCGUUUGACCUCAACAAGAAUAUCAACCAUUAUUUCAGGUUUGAAGUCGCUACAAACGAACUCCAUAAGCACUUUGUUGAGGAAUUGUUCGAUACAUGUUUCUGCUACUUUCCCAUCUCCUUCAGGCCGCCUCCAAAUGACCCGUAUAAAAUCACUCUGGAACAGUUGAAAACCUCAUUGAGAUCAACUUUAACUUCACAAUUCUUAUUUGCCAAAGAUUUGUUUAACAACUUGUUCGAAAAGUUGGCCAGUACGAACCCGGUGAUUCGUAAUGACGUUCUUUUGACUUUAUUGCUGGCAGUGGACCUGUUCCACGAAGAUACGAUACUUGAGUACUGGGAAACCAUUUGGAAUGGGUUGAAGUUUGAGAUCUUACACUCUGAGAACACCAACAUCUUCUCUGUUUCUAACGACCGGUUUAUUCCAGAGAACAUUAUGGACUUGGCCGACAGUGACGAGAACAAGUCUCUCUAUUUGGUGCUUGAGAUCUUGUCUCGAAUGGCUACCAGAUUGGAUGAUGAAGAUGGUCUUUUGCCAGGAAUCACUUCUGACUUGAAGGAAUACUUAAGUAUCACUUCAAAGGUGUUCAUGAAGGCUGUGAUUCUAUUGAGCAGCAUGGCCACUGCAAGUGAAAGAGGAUUCAACUAUAUCCAACAGUUUAUUUUCCAGUCUGAAAACUUGGGAAAGUUUAUUUCAGGAUUUGACGAUACCGACGACAAUAUGGAAACGGACAUUUCGCUCACAGUCGCCAGACAGAGAGAUUUGAUCGAUGCUUUCGGGUAUAUUUUGAUAUCUUACCAGGUAUUAAGCUCCUCUCUUCCAAAUGCGUCCUUCUUCUUUGAGAGUAAUUACCUUUCACAGGUCAAGGAUAGUUUGGUGGUUUUUUUGGGACAGCUUCUUCAAGCGUCUUCGACCAUCGAGAAGACUCUCAAAUGCAAAAUCAUUCAGCAGUAUAUUAAGCUCAUCCAACUCCGUCGGUUUUUGAGCUAUGAAGAAAAACAUGUCAUUAUGGAACUUCUUAACGACAUGUUUUUCGAGUUGAUCGAAGAAGCUAAGCCAGAUGAUUUGAUUGUAGACGAGAUCAUGAAAGGCCUCAUUAACUUGACCGAGGAUGGAAGCGAUCAGAACAACCAGUUGAUUGUGGAUGUAUUUUUGCCUCAAGUAUUACAACAAAUAGACCCUCAGAACCAGAAACUUUCCAAGUAUGUCGAGGUUUUGGACCUGGUUGUUGUGAGUUCUCAAUUGCUUGAAGUUGUAAGCAUCAGAUUGGUCAACCGUCUUUCCAAUGACAGAGACUUUAACAGUAAGAUAAUCGAGUUAUUGGGUUCAUUGGUGAUGAAGGUCCAGAAGAGAAGUCAAUUUUUAAUGAACUCCUGGUUCAAGGGAAUAGUCCCAAAAUUGUUGAAUCAAGCAGCCGAAGUUGAAGCUUCGGGAGUAAACAAUAGUGACAACUGGCAUUACUUGGAACUUAUCUCCGUGCUUUUAGGAUUUGUGAUCAAGUAUUACGACUCUCCCAAGCAUCAGGGAAUUCUCGACGAUUUCCAAAGUGCUUUUUAUAAGAAUAAGGCCAAAAGUGGAUUGAAGUUGAGUGGAUACACCAUUCUUGAAGUGGCCAGUCCCAUGGUUCUAGUGUUUAACAAUGUUUUGAGUAACAUCGAUAAAUCUACGAAUUUGUCUAUCCAACUUGAAGAUCUCGUCCGUCUCAUUGAAACAACUUCCAACUUAAGAGAUCCCAUUCUAAAGGUCAACUAUCUUCAACAUUUGUGUCUUCUUGUCAACAAGUUUUAUAAGGAUGACGAUAGCUUGCAACCGGUGGUAGAGAAACUCUAUGACUUGCAACAACCUUCGAAUUUCGAGAUCUCUGUGUGGAUCAUUAAAGCCCUCAUGUUACGGUUAAGCAAAGUAGGAAUCGAGUAUUUAACAAAGUUGCUAGAAGUUCUUGACCAUGAUGCGUCCCAGGCGACCAUUGUACUCCGGUCGUUUGAUAUCAUUCUUCGGGACUUGAAGAUAUUUUCUCCCAACAAAGAGUUACCCAAGGGUUCCAAGAUCAUCUCCAAAGUUAAUCAUUUGAAUACCAGAAGUCUUUAUAAACAGCAGGUUUUCAAUAUUGUUCUUGCUAAGGUUUUGCAACAACCUGAGAACGAAAUACACUUGCAGUUGCUUGCAGUGUUGACCAAGAACAUUGACAGCCAUGUGUUGAAGUCCAGGAUCAACGAUAUCAUACCUUUGACCAUCCAAUCAAUCCAGUUGAACACUUUGCUUGAUACCUCGCUCGAGACACUUUUGAUUAUUAUUGACUCCAAUAAUCUACAAAACUUCAUGCCACUUUUGGUCAAGAGAUUGAUGGUUUUAUCAAACACAAAAGUCGUUGAAAACAACCGUAUCGUUAACACCGAGAGAAUCAGGUACCUUUCAUUAAAGUGCUUGUUGGAGUUGCUUAGAACUAACGACAAGUCUACAAUUUUACUCUAUAAACCCGAGAUGUUGGUAGGACUAGUCACUAACUUGGACGACCCACGCAGAUCCAUUAGAAAACUCAGCUGUGACAUUCGGCAGUUGUUGUUUGAGGCACGGGAGUCCACAUAG
Messenger RNA from Yamadazyma tenuis ATCC 10573, 3171 nucleotides. It is a transcript of the gene MET18, whose product is annotated as Met18p. NCBI's taxonomy places the organism in Eukaryota, Fungi, Ascomycota, Pichiomycetes, Serinales, Debaryomycetaceae. The record is from RefSeq and is a predicted model, not a curated record. Gene Ontology annotation, cellular component: cytosolic [4Fe-4S] assembly targeting complex. Gene Ontology annotation, biological process: iron-sulfur cluster assembly.